AUGGAAAAUGAGAGAAGAUAGCAGCAAGUAAUGAAGUACAAAUAAUUGUAGUCUAACAAAAAAAAGAGCCUUAAUGGUGUUGUUAUGACUGAAGUGAUGGCUCAAAUAAAAUAAACACCAGCCUUCUAAGUAGCUAAAGAUACCAAAUAAAAUGGAGACAAUAUAGAGGAUUAAGAAGGCGAUGAUGCACAGUCACAAAAGUCUUUUAAAAAAAUAAAAACAAUCUAAACAUCAACACAGGGUAAGCAAUAACAACAGAUUCUUAAUUCAGAGCAGAAUAAAUUAAAAAGUGAAAUUAAUUAAUACAGCUAUUAAGGUGCAAAUAGAAGGUAAACUUAAUAAAGAAUAAAAAAGAAGUUUAAUAACAUUGGGACUGAAAAUCUUGAAGAAGCUAUACUGCGUGAUACGUUACAAACUCCUCAAGGACGUAAUGUUGGUCAUUUUAGCUAAGCCUUGGUUUCAACAAGAAAUAGUACGAUGAUAAGAAAUCAUUUGUAAACUCCUAGUAAUAGAUUUAGACAAUCAAGAAAAACAAUGCCUAAGAAGCCAAAGCUCUCGGUGUUUAAGUUUACCUCUUCGAAUAAUUUGGAAAUGGAGAGAAAUAAUAACUCAUAGGGAAGUGACCAGACUGAAAUGGAAAAGUAUUAGGAUGAUUAGACCGAAUUCGAAAGAUAAAGCAUGAGCUCUUAGACCACAUAUUUUUAAAGGGGAGAUGAAACUAGAUCAUAAAUUGAUGGCCAGUCAGAUACAAGUUUUGCUCGAAUAGAUGAUUCAAGAUCAAUGAAAAGUGGAAUGUCAGAAACUUCUUUUAGGAGAAUAGAUAGUGGAUCAGUUUUCAGUAAAGGAUCACAGUAAUUUUUUUCAAAAGUUACUGGGGACGGAAAGAGAAGUCUACCUUAUCAGAAAAAUAGGUUUUCAGGUUAGUAGAAGUUCUAAAUGGAUGGCAUGAGUUAAGGAUAGAGCACAAUAAUGAUGGAAGGGGAGGCUUAAUGGGAUGAUUACUAUGAUGAGGAAUAUGAUGACGAUUCAAAUCUUACUGACUUUAUAAUAUUGAGAGAUGAGGAUUAGCUAGAUGUAACAGAAUUUUAUAAAUAAGAAGAUGGCGAUAAUAAGAAACAGAAGAAAAGAUCAAAGUCACUCGAUUAAGGGAAACAGAUUGAUAUAAAGGAAGUAGCAAUGAAAAAAACUCAAAUGGUGGGAUACAAUUAUGAUCCAAAGAUGAUGACAUCAAGAAUGUCAGAGGUGAAAAAGAGGGAUAGUAAUAACUCUGGAAUCUUCUAAUUCCCUAAGAAUAACAACAAAAGAGCAAGGAUGUCAGAGAGAAGUAGUCAAAUGGAUAUGCAAAGUGAGGUAUACAUAGUUGAUAAUGAAACAGAACUCUAACAUUACUACGACGAAGUAGAGUACGGCGAUGAGGAAGAAAAUGAGUCAGAGUUUAGAAGGAUUGAUGAUCAAUCCAGUGUUAAUGAUUUCUGA
Messenger RNA from Stylonychia lemnae, 1476 nucleotides. Lineage: Eukaryota; Ciliophora; Spirotrichea; Sporadotrichida; Oxytrichidae. The record is from the annotation of a GenBank genome assembly.